AAUCGUAACAAAAAAAUGUAGAUGUCAAAGAUUCUGAGAUGUCAAAAUCCAAUGUUGAUAGUGAUGGUUUUCAAAUAGUAAAAUCGAAACGUUCUACUAAAAACAAACAAACCAAAGUUCCUCCGAAGAACUUGCAAUUUCACGGGGAGGAUGUAAAUAUUGACGUCGCAACAUCCGUGUGCCGAAUACAAUCAUCUGUGGAAGAAUUAAAGGUUUCUGAAUACUUUAAAAGCAUAACUAAUACUGUGAGUAACUUAUUACAAUCCAGUAACGGCGUAGAAAUUGUAUGCUUUGGACUUGGUCAUAUAGCAGAGUGUAAUAUUUCGAGAUACCAAUUAGGUCUGUUAUUGUGUUUGAAAGAUCUUUGUAAAGCUGAAAAGGUGUUAGCACAUGAUCCUAUAUUCUAUAAAAGUGAGUGUGCCGUGUUAAAAGAGUUAGGUAUUGACGUUAUUGCAGAAAAUAAUGAAGGUUGUUAUGUAAUUUCUGAUGAAAAAAUAACUAUAUUUUAUUUACCCCAUUGCCCAAAGCAACUGACUAAUAAUCUACUAUGGAGUAAUUGGACUGUAAAUCUAAGUAACUGCAUAUUGAUUUGCAAUAGUUUUACAUCAUUGGUAGAGAGACAACCAAGUAGAGUGUUGUCGGAAACUGUACCAUACAUCCAAAAAAUAUUUCCGCACACUUCAGAAGUCAUAUUAGAAAACAACUUCCAAUUCACUGAUAUCUUUAAUGAUAUUUCCAUUCAUCAUUUCCCUAAGGAGAAGUUAGAGAAACUUGAAUCAGAUUUCUGGAUAAAUAAAGAAAAACCAUCAUACAAUAAUACAGAAGAAUUCAUAACAUCUCUCAUGAUAGAGAAACUGAACAUUUAAUUUGU
Manduca sexta (tobacco hornworm) is the source of this 871-nucleotide messenger RNA. RefSeq names its product SRR1-like protein. The transcript is spliced from 2 exons. The coding region runs from base 39 to 866 and encodes 275 amino acids. The record is from RefSeq and is a predicted model, not a curated record. Gene Ontology annotation, cellular component: nucleus; cytoplasm. Gene Ontology annotation, biological process: microtubule-based process. Lineage: Eukaryota; Metazoa; Arthropoda; Insecta; Lepidoptera; Sphingidae.